Messenger RNA from Ostreobium quekettii, 1110 nucleotides. NCBI's taxonomy places the organism in Eukaryota, Viridiplantae, Chlorophyta, Ulvophyceae, Bryopsidales, Ostreobiaceae. The record is from the annotation of a GenBank genome assembly.
AUGGAACUGGACAGCCUCAGGACGCGGCUGGCCCACCUGGGGGUGGACGUCCAGCCCACCUCCCGCAACUACCCCGCCACGGCUGACAGGAGCUCAAAGGCCCGAGGAGGCGACUCACUGAUUCAAGACCAGGACAGAGUUUGUGAAGAUGUGAUGGACGUCCUGCAACGCUGCCACCAGGUCGACGUCGCCCACUCUGCACCAAACAUACCCAGUGCCCAUCCAGGGGACAGAAACAAUAAGGGGGCGAAGGACUCCAGACGGGAGGAGGAUAAGGAAAAGACUGCCCUGUCCAAACCGCCAAAAUAUCGCAUUCGUCGCUCAGUGCUGCACACUGGCCAGCGCAUGAAAAGCAAAGCAGUGCAUACCCCCUUGGGCUCCGUGCUUGCUCAGUACAGGGAGGCAGAGGAGCAGUGGACAAGAGAAAAGGCCGCGCUGCGUCGUGACGCGUUUGCCCAUCGUCGAAGGGCAAACAAAUUUGAGAUCGAAGUGAAAAAGUUUCAGAGCAUGCUGCAGCACAAGACCAUGGAUGUGAAGGCACUGAAGACCGCCCUUGCCAAUCGCGAUUCUCAGCUUGUUGAGCUGCACAAGAGGAUUUCGGAGCUGGAGCAGGGCCAAACGAAGGUCCAGGAAGAAGCGGCUCAUCAGGUGAGCGACUUGGCAACAGAGCGCGACGAGUUGAGGACGCUGCUGGCUGCCAUGCUGAAGAGGCUGGAGUGCGUGGACGAGUUCGUCCACCGCACAGCAGCGUCUUCCUCUGUGAUGGAAGACCGCGUCAGGGCCAUCGAGCAGGAGAGAUUGAGGGCUGUCGCCGAAGCAUCCAAGGCCUCCGGGCUGGAACAAGAGCUGCUUGGGGCGAAAACGCAACUGCACCUCCAGAAGAAGAUGCUGAAGAAGGUAUCAGACAUCCACCUGAAGAAGAACAGGGAGCAGAAGAAGGCAAUCAGGGACGCCCUUGAAGGUUCCCAUCCCAAUCCGCUCGACCUCGCGCCAUGUCUGUCAGACGGCGACAACUGUGACCGAUUGGAGGCCGAUGACUACGAAGAGUCGCUGGCACGCGAUCUAAGGGGCGACAUCCCGCCUAGCAUUCAAAGCAUUCUUGGAAGAUGA